This is a messenger RNA of Pyricularia oryzae 70-15, 1677 nucleotides long. Its product is annotated as chorismate synthase. Gene Ontology annotation, cellular component: cytosol. The record is from RefSeq and is a predicted model, not a curated record. NCBI's taxonomy places the organism in Eukaryota, Fungi, Ascomycota, Sordariomycetes, Magnaporthales, Pyriculariaceae. Gene Ontology annotation, molecular function: FMN binding; chorismate synthase activity. The transcript is spliced from 2 exons. The coding region runs from base 140 to 1414 and encodes 424 amino acids. Gene Ontology annotation, biological process: chorismate biosynthetic process; aromatic amino acid biosynthetic process.
CGUGGGGUCAUGAUUUCAAUGACUCUAAAAUGCCUUUAGGUAUAUCACAGUUCUCAGCAAAGUCUGUUCCUAUUCUGUCUGUCUGUAAAAAUCUAAGGAACCGACUUGGAAUUGGUAACAGCGAUAUAGUGACAUCACCAUGUCUACCUUUGGUACAACCUUCCGCGUAACCACCUAUGGCGAGUCACACUGCCGCUCGGUGGGAUGCAUUGUCGAUGGAUGCCCGCCAGGCAUGCAAUUGACCGAGGCCGACAUCCAGCCACACAUGAACAGGAGGCGACCUGGACAGUCCGAUAUCACAACGCCCCGCAAUGAGGAGGACAAGGUCGAGAUCCAGUCGGGCACCGAGUUCGGCAUCACGUUGGGCACCCCGAUUGGCAUGCGCGUCAUGAACAAGGACCAGAGGCCAAAGGACUACGGCAACUCCACUAUGGACAGGUUCCCCCGACCCAGCCACGCUGAUUGGACAUACCUCGAGAAGUACGGCGUCAAGGCGAGCAGUGGCGGCGGCAGGAGCAGCGCCCGUGAGACCAUUGGCCGAGUCGCAGCCGGUGCCAUCGCCGAGAAGUACCUGAAGCUGGCCUAUGGUGUCGAGAUUGUUGCCUUCGUCAGCUCUGUUGGCAACCAAUUCCUCUUUCCGCCAACCGCCGAGCACCCCACCCCAUGCACGAACCCCGAGUUCUUGAGCCUCCUGCAGACGAUCGAUAGGAAGCAAGUGGACUCGCACCUUCCUGUGCGCUGCCCUGAUGCGGAAGCAUCAGCAAAGAUGAGAGAUUACAUUGCGGGCUUCAAGGACCGCAACGACAGCAUCGGAGGUACUGUUCACUGUGUCAUCCGCAAUGCGCCAUCAGGCCUGGGCGAGCCUUGCUUCGACAAGUUGGAGGCCAAGCUGGGGCAUGCUAUGCUGAGCAUUCCUGCCACAAAGGGUUUCGAGAUUGGUUCUGGCUUUGCUGGCUGCCAACUCCCAGGCUCAAUACACAAUGACCCGUUCAUCAAGGCUGAAGAGGCGGCGACCUCGGCGCAGAAUGGGGCGCAGCACUUUGGCCAGAGCCGGCCUAAGCUGACUACUAAGACCAACUUUUCCGGCGGUAUCCAAGGUGGAAUCAGCAAUGGCGCGCCUAUCUACUUCAGUGUGGCUUUCAAGCCUCCGGCAACAAUUGGUCAGGAACAAAAGACUGCCACCUACGAUGGUGACUCUGAGGGAGUUUUGGCUGCCAAGGGAAGGCAUGAUCCCUGCGUUGUGCCUCGCGCUGUGCCCAUCGUUGAAGCCAUGGCCGCACUUGUUCUCAUGGAUGCCGUCCUUACGCAGCAGGCCAGGCAUACUGCCAAGAGCUUGCUGCCGCCACUCAGCCAGACCUUGCCAUCACAGCCGCCUUCUGGCAAUGGUGUAUCAGAAAAUGCCGCGGGCAAUUAAUGACAUUGUCGUUUAAAGAAGUUUCACUGUGAGUAUCAGAUAUCAUGUCUAGCAUCUGGGCGCUAGGAGGUUAAAAAAUAUAAGGGGCCAAAAAAAGUUUAGCUCGAAAUUUUUAGGCCAAGUAUUGUAAAAAAAAAAAAAAAAAAAAAGAAUAUUAGUUCAGGACAAAAAUAAGGUGCGACUAUGUAUGCAGGAGAUGGGCUUAGCUGAGAUACCUAUAAAUACCUUAUGUUUGCAUGCUGCCGUCGCCUAUUGUUUAACGC